GAUGAGCAGUCCUGUCUUAGAAUAUGGAUUUCUCAGUGCAAAAGAUUUGUAGCAGCCCUGGGCAGGAAGGCAUGUGCGAGAGAGAAACAAAUCACAGCUUCUACUGUAACCAAUAUUUAAGUACAUCUAAUUUCUCUCUCUCCACCACCUUCUUCCCUCUCCCUUUUGCUCUCCACCUUUCCAGGUUCUGACCUCCCUGCGGGGCCGGAGUGGGGCUCUCUAUGUUAACUCCGUAAGGCGUUGUGUGCACUAAUGGCACGGGGUAAAUCAUAAUAAAGCGGAGAGACUGGAUUGUGCGCAUAUAGAUAACCUGUGAGCCUAAGAGACUCGUGGGGAAAAUUUGGAUGGAACGGAAAGUCGUUGGAAAAGCACCUGGCCUUUCCCGCCUCAGAUUGAGGGCUACGAAGCGAGGUGCCUUGAAAGCAGAACCGCGGGUGGGCGAAAUCUCACUUCGUAGGCUGGGACUCGGGAGGGUCCAUUUUGGCCAUGAAAAGGGGGAGCGUGAGGCUGCGGCGGAGGUCCUAAGGCGGGAAGGGGAGACCACCUAACCCAGGGACGGGACGUUGUUAGCGGGCUGGGGGACGAAACGGGCUCUAUAUUGGCUGAGGUAAAAGGGAGGAAGGGCGAGCAGAGAGAGACCCAGCGCGACUGCCGGUCGGGGAAGUCUGAGAUAGGCAGGCAGCAGGCAGGCGCAGGGGGAAGAACGUGGCGCGGACGCUCGAGCUGGGCCCGUCGGAGGAAGCGGAGCCGGGGAGGAAGGAAGACCCAGCCUGCGGCCGCCCCCCGACACUGGGCCAGCGCCGGGGGUCGGUCUCUUACCGUCGGUAACAGCUCCCAUGGCGAUGGCGGCAGCGGCUGAUGUAGAAGUCGGUCUGGGCGGUGGCGGCGACGGCGGCGGAGAGUGAGGUGGGUCCGGCUCAGGCGGCCGCUUCCCACAAUGCAGCAGCAGCAGCAGCGACGACGGCGGCGGCGGCGGCAGCCGGACUAAACAAAUAUAAGAAAGAAGAAACUUCCACAGUUCAGACAGAUGAUGAUCAAUUGAUAUACCAACCCUGAGUUUAACCAGACUUUUAAGCAGCGGAAAGAAUGUCGGCGCGGGCCGUGGUUGACGUCAGAGGGGAGCAACGCAGAGCGGCGGCGGCGGCGGCGGCCAGCAGGCAGCAGCGACGGCCCCGGCACGGAGGAGGCGGCAGCGCAGGCGAGAGCGGCCCCGGCCCCGGCCCCGGCCCCGCCAGCACGGCUCCGGCUACCAGCGCGGCAAUGGCGACCGUCGGGGAACGUAGGUCUUUGCCUAGCCCGGAGGCGAUGCUGGGGCAGCCCUGGAGCCUCUGGGUCGAUGCUGCUAAACUUCACGGGAACGAUGGAGCAGCCUUGGAAGAAAGUUUCAAGGAAUAUGGGAAAAACCGAGAAGCGAUGCGACUCUGUAGAGAAGAUAUGCCAAUAUUUGGUCUUUACCCAGCUCAUGAUGAUUUCUAUUUGGUGAUGUGUAACCACUGUAAUCAGGUCGUAAAACCACAGGCAUUUCAAUCACAUUAUGAAAGAAGACACAGUUCCGCCAACAAGCCGCCUUUAACCUCUCCCUCCCCUUCAGUAUUUUCCCUCUUUUCGUCUCUGUCUUCAAAAAGCAAAGGUAGCAGUGGAGGUGGGAGCAGUCGCCCAUCCAGUGGUGGAGGUGGGGGUACUAGUGCAUCAUCGUCAUCCAGUACCAAGUUGUCAAAAUCAUCCAAAGACAAGGUGCAAAUCAGUGGAAACAAGUCAGUGCAUCUGGUACAUAGCAAAGGUCCCCAUGAAAAAAUCAUGCCUCCAUCUGUCAAAGUGGAAAAAAUACAUCCAAAGAUAGAUGGUCCAACCUGUUCUACUACUGUGAGCUCCUCAAUAAAGACUGGCCUUAAUCCCUCAAUACCAAAGCCACCCUUGCCUUCCCCUGGACAGAUACUGAAUGGUAAAGGUCUUCUUUCUGUGCCUCCAUAUUUGGAAAAGAAACAUGAUGAGACUACAAAUAAUAGGAAAUUCUUACACACAAGAUUGUCACAGAGAGAAUUUGAUCCUGAUAUCUACUGUGGUGUUAUUGACGUGGAAACUAAGAAACCCUGUACUAGGUCUUUGACAUGCAAGACACAUUCCCUAACUCAACGGAGAGCUGUACAGGGUCGAAGAAAACGAUUUGAUUUAUUAUUAGCUGAGCACAAAAGCAAAACCAGGGACAAAGAAUUACUCCGCCAUUUGGAUCAUCAUCAGCAGAUACCCCCUCUCAGGGAACCACAUCCCUCACCUUCAAGAACUUCCCAGGAGCUGCACCAAAAUUCUCAUGGAGUUAUUCCUACAGAAUCAAAGCCUUUAGUACCUAAUAAACCCAAACCUCACACCCCCAGUCUUCCAAGGCCUCCAGGCUGUCCAGCCCAGCACAGUGGGAAUGCCCCAAGUGAGUCUUCAACAGUUCACGAAUCUCCACACGCUCCCUUACCUGCAGCGGAUCCUGCAUCUCGGUUAUCCAGUGAUGAGGGGGAAUGUGAUGAAAAAGAAGAGCCUGUUGAAAAACUGGAUUGUCUUUAUUCAGAUCAUCAUCCUCAGCCAGCUGCGUUUUGCACAUUUGGUAGUCGACAAAUUGGCAGAGGUUACUAUGUGUUUGAUAAGCGGUGGAACCAUAUCCGAUGUGCACUUAAUGUAAUGGUGGACAAGCAUCUUAACUCUCAGAUGUGGAAGAAAAUUCCUCCAGCAUCAAGCAACACUGCAUCCAUACGUGCUCCGCACCGGACAAACUCAACCCCAGUGUCUCAGUACAGCACCAGUACAACAGGUUUCCUCUUACCCACCACAACUAUGUCCUCGCCAGUGCUCAUGACUCCUUCCUGUUUAUCUCUUAGUGGCAAAUCGGUACCAUCACACGGGACUACGCUAAAUGCCAACCCUGCUAGUUUUGGUGCAGCAGAACCUGUCUGCAAUAUGCAAUCGAGACAAGUGUCUUCAUCCCCUUCAACACCUCCAGUGCUUUCCUCAGUAUCUUCACCUCUGUCCAGCAAACCUCAGAAAUUAAAAUCCAGCAAGUCUUUUAAGCCUAAGGAACCUUCCGCUAGCAGCGCCAACUGUAACAGUAGCAACAGCAGCGGUGGCAGCUCAGGAAAGAAGCGUAAAAACGGUUCUGCGCUGCCAGCACCUUCUUCUCAUUCCACAGAGUCCUUUAGGAAAAACUGUGUGGUUAACUCUGGCAACUCUGGGGCUUCUUAUCACUCGUCUGUGAUGUCUUCAUCCCACAGUGUUGGCCUCAAUUGUAUGACUAGUAAAGCUAACUCAGUUAGCCUCAAACAUGACCAAUCAGGGAGGGGCCCGCCAACUGGGAGCCCUGCAGAAUCGAUAAAAAGAAUGAGUGUGAUGGUGAACAGUGGCGAUUCCACUCUCUCAUUGGGGCCGUUCAUUCACCAGUCUAGCGAACUGACUGUAAAUUCGCACAGCGGGUUUUCACAUUCGCAUCCUUCCCUAGAGAAAUUCAUAGGAAAGAAAAGAAAGUGCUCGCCUGGUUCAAGCAGCAUAAACAGCAGCAGCAAAGCAAACAAGGUUGCCAAAUUGCCACCGGUGAACAACAUUCACACUAAACACACUGGUGCAAUCCCAGGGACUCAAGGACUGAUGAACAAUUCUAUUCUUCAUCAGCCAAAGGCUCGUCCCUAGCAGUUGAAAGUACCAUGGUAAGAAAAGAACUGGAUUAUUUUCACUACAAGCGAAAAAAUCUCCAUCUGGAAAUUCUGGACUCCAAGAUGCCUUUUGAGUUCUCCCAGCUUCCCACAGUCCUCAGGUGUGGAAAUCUACUGGACUGUCACUCAAUCAAGGAAUUUCCCUGAAGCCAUGUCUGUAGCAGUGAAGCUUGGAAAUGGACACUGGAUUGCCGUUCAGCCACGGAAUUGUUCCUAUCAGUGUUACCAGUGGUCUGGACUGCUUGCUACAAAUCCUGUGAGAUUUUCCUCACAAGAGUAAAUAAUCUUGCCACUAUUUGAUUUAGAUUGGUUGGGCAAAAAAAUGUUUGGGGAAACAUUACUGUGGACUUGUUUUUCUUUCUUCUGAUGGUGUCAUAGGCUUACUUAAUCGCCAUUUUGGCACUGUCUAGUGAAAACCCCUCAAGAAGGGGGCACAAUAUGUUAGGCACAAUUUUAAAAAAAUCCCUCAAGAAGGGAAUAUGGCUUUAGUGUUUUAUAGCAAUGAUCCUUGAUUGGAAUACAAAAUAGCACAAUUUAGAAACAAAUAGUUGACAUUUUGCCCAGCCUUUUGCAAGUAAUUUGGGAUAAGAAGCUGUCAGGAGUUCUAAAAAAAAAAAAAAAAAAGUGGGGUGGGAGUAGGGAAAAACCUGAUUGUGGCCAUCACUCUAAAAGAAUAACCAUGUUUAAAUAAUGAAAUUACAUGGUACAAAACAAUUUUAUGAGCGUCGUCGACCAAGCACAUCUGUUCCACAUGCUUCAUUUCAGUGGAGUUUGUAUGGCAUUCCUGUACAAUCCCCAUUGAAAUGAAUAGAGGUUAUACGGUAACAGUGUUUGGAGGAGGACUGUGCCUACUUGAUUUUGAAGAGAGAGAGAAAGCUUUGAUUUAAAAAAACAAAAACCCAGUUGCAAAACUCUUGAAUCCCAAAUUAUGAAUGACCUCAAAACUAUUCCCAAAGAACCUAUUUCUUGACCUAUACUGUAUGCCAUAAGCCUUUGUUGUUUUGGGGUAGGGUGGAGAAAACAUGCCAAUUUAAGUUGGUUGUACCAUCCAACCUUUAAAAAACAAAAACAAAAUACAGACCUUGUAAAACUGAAUCUCAAACAUUUUAAAAUACUGAAUUCUCAGUGCUGUUUUCUUGAAAGACUUUUCAGUAAGUCGAUGCCUUGUUCACACAACCAAAUUCGUACACCAUGUUUUCUAAAACCCACAUUUUUUCUGAUGACUGCAUUAAGUGCCAGUUCAGAUUCUGAGCUCAGUAUUAAAUAUGCCACUUGUGUUGCCAUCAGCUUUCACAAGUGCAGUCAUCUUGUGAGCAAAAGAGUUUUAAAACAUGCCAUCCUAUCCCCACAUGGUCAUUUUUUCCUAUGAGAAACUUUAUUUUUUGAAAGUGUAAUCCUCAGAAGGGCUUUAACAUUGUCAUAUGAUCUGAUUAUUUGUAACAGUGCUAGAACUUGAAAUGCACCUGGAAUUUUGCAUAUUUCAUCAUGUAAAAGGAAGAGAAAGUAUGAACCCCAAACAAAAAGGCAUAAUUCAUGAGGAGUUUUCCUUCUGCAAGUCCAUAAAAAUGACCGGAAGUCCAUUUUAAUGGGUUGUAUGUCUCAUAGAUUCAGAUAGGUCAUUUUUCUCUCACAAUAAUGACUUGCUUUUGCAGUUAUCAGGUGAGGCUAGAUUGUCUGAGGGCACCAGUGAUGGACUCUGCUGAAACUACACUUUCAGGAAGCAAGAAAAAGCACGGCUUUUAAAAGUGGCAGCUGCAGAAUGCAUUGUGCUUUGAGAUCCCAUCAGAUCACCAAGUGCUGUUUCGUUCUUCCCACUUGAUAAAUGUGUGGCCAAAAAGCUGACAUUCAUUGAGGAAGAAAACUGUUUUCUGAGUCUACUUUCAACAGGGCUUGCACAGAAGAGCUCUCUGGACCAAAUUUCAGGUUAAGUUAAACUCAUAGUUUUGCCCUCCGUGACUUUCCCCCCAAACUUAAAUUGUACUCAUUAAAGAUAUUUAAUGCUUGUGCCGAUGUCCUGAUGAAAACCGUGCCCUUGAAGCUGCUAUAAUUCCCUGGAGUGAAACUUCUAUUGACAUCAAUGGAAGCUUGCUUCCUAGGCGUAAUAGCAGUUCCAGUGGAGUGAUUUUUCAUUGGGACUGUGGUGCAAGACAGAAGGGUUAAAUACCCCCUCCCUAUGCUUUAUAGUUCUGAUUGGGUUCCCUGUGGUUGUUCAAGUUUGAAAAGAGAUCAUGGGUGAAGGGCAGACUUCAUGCUUAAUGUAACAUGUAGCUUGGUCCUCAAUGGAAUGUGCCUGUAGACUUCUGCCUUAAAAGGGCACCAGAUAUUGCUGAGAUUAGACAAUCUGAGCCUAUCCUAUUCAUCACAAAGCCCAACCUCCCUCCCUAAUAUGGUGGUGCAUAGCACAUCAGGGAUUCUAACGCUGCUACAAGCAGCAGCUGCUUGGGUUUUCUACCUGUUGAGGUUUUCAAAUCAGCAUGAAUUUGCUGCUGGAUUAUUAAAACACAGUGAAUCAACAAGACUCUAUGCAGACAACUACAAAGCCUUGAGUUCAUAAAAGAUCAUGGUUUGUUUUUUAAAAAAAGGGAAAAUACCUUGAAUGGUUAUGAUUAUGCAAAUAUUAAAAAUUACUGCAUAUUGGGAGAAGAGAAGGUUUAAACAGCCCUUCAGUGAUAAAAAUGCUAUAAAAUGUUAAAACCUCUUAAUUGGCUUAUUUCGGGAAGGGGGAUGGGGUGGGGUGGGGACAACCAAAGUAAUGUAUCUGCUCUGCAGAAAGAAAAGAGACACUGGCUACAUCUCUGUGUUGGAUAUUUUCAAUCACAAGUGCAAUUUGGUUUUGAUAGAUUUACCUUCGAAAGCUGACAAAUUUUUCAUAAGUUAAACCUUAGUGGCUUUAAGUACUCAAACAUCUUUGUUUUGUAAAGAUUAUGUUGCUCUGAAAGCAUCAAAGCAAGUCCAGGCUCCUUGAAAAGCAUGUAGAUCUCUGUAAAGGCAGUUAACUGUGCUUAGUUUUAAAUGGAUUGCAGCUAUGGGCCCAAUUCCACUGUGAAUGGUCCGUCUGCAUUGCAAGCCAUGUUGAAAUGAACGGGAGCUUCACACAAACACAGCCAUGCUCUUAUACAAAUCUCACUGUGUUCAGUGGGGCUUAUAUAAGAGGCAUUCCAGGAUGGAAUUGUGUCCUGUAUCUGUUUAUGGCUCAUAAUUCUAAACCUUACCAUGAAUAGAACCAGAGGAUGUCUUAAUUUAUGCCUGCCCUCAAAGUGUAGACUUGCUUAACAAUUUACACAAACAGUAUUCCAUUUGGGGGCUUAGUAAUAAAUGGAAUAAUUGUUUUUGAAGCUUUUAUUGUCUGACAACAUUCUUGUAAAUAAUUGAGGACUCUUCAACUUAAUUUAUCUUGCAAGAUUUGCAGUGGCUGGGUUGUUUCUAGAAAGAUUUUGGUAUUAAUUUAAGAGAUAAAAAUUUUUUAUAGUCUUUCCAGCUUCUCAUUAUGACUCCUGCAGUUUUCUUAACCUAAAAAAAUUGUUGCAAUGAUGAACGAAAAAUUAUACAAAAAUAAUGAAUCCCAUACUUUUGUAUCUUUAUUUUGGAAUUUCUUGUUCUAUUAUAAAUAUUGAAGUAUCCCUAUUUCAGAAGACAUAUUUUGUUAAUUGACUGUACAUAUUUAAAUAUGUAUUUUUGCACAGGUCUUUUUUUUUCUUAUAUCCAGUUUUGGUACAAUUGAAAAUCAUCUAGUAUUUAUUAAUUAAAAAGAAAAAAAAGCAAA
Hemicordylus capensis (graceful crag lizard) is the source of this 7452-nucleotide messenger RNA. RefSeq names its product ataxin 7 (gene ATXN7). Lineage: Eukaryota; Metazoa; Chordata; Lepidosauria; Squamata; Cordylidae. The transcript is spliced from 13 exons. The coding region runs from base 1087 to 3666 and encodes 859 amino acids. The record is from RefSeq and is a predicted model, not a curated record.